Molecule: messenger RNA, 1553 nt
Organism: Magallana angulata
Lineage: Eukaryota; Metazoa; Mollusca; Bivalvia; Ostreida; Ostreidae
Product: ankyrin repeat and SOCS box protein 11-like
Exons: 2
Coding region: 381-1199 (272 amino acids)
Molecular function (GO): protein binding
Source: RefSeq, a predicted model, not a curated record
GUUUACAAAACAUUGCGAUCAGACGAUUCCGUCAGUUCCUGAGGAGAUUUACGACGUAGAAACUUCAUAUAGGACUCUAACAUACGAUGCUGUUUUGACAUUUUGUUGUUUUACAGGAUAAAUAAUCAAACUUAUGAUAGAGGAGAGUGGCAGACCAUUUUUUUCUAGAGCAUUUGAUCAUUGAUGACUGGUACAAAUCUGACAGGAGAUAUGAAGACAAUAUUCAUGUGAUGUAUGUGUGUAGGACACUGUGACUCUGGAAGAUUACAAAUGACAAGAACAAACCUGAAGAACCAUCAUGAAAUCAAUUGAUACAUGUGAUAAGUGUAAAAUUAAUUAACAAAGAAACUCAGUUCAAGGGGAGUUAACCUUGAGUGACAAUGAGCAGCAAUCACAUUGAUCUGCUGGAGGCGGUUCACGCAGGUGACGAGGGGCGGGUCCUGAGCCUGCUGAUGAUUGGCUGUGACCAAUCAAUGAUGGACUCCGCCCUCUGCUGGGCGAGUCGCUAUGAUAAUGUGAAGAUCCUGGACCACCUGUUAAGAGCUGGGGCCGAUGUGAACGGGGAGGUGUGGGGAGGGUUCACUCCCCUUAUCUGGGCGGCCAUGUUCUCCUCAAACCCAGAGGUUUUACAGAUUCUUUUGCAGGCUGGGAGCCACAUCAAUCACGCAUCUGCUAGGUACCGCCAGACAGCGCUACAUGCUGCGGUGAUCAGGGGCCAUGUGGCGUUCACAAGUCUACUGCUGGAGGCCGGGGCCCAGCCGGACGUACAGGACCGCAUGUUCAAAACACCGCUCCUCCACGCGGUGCAGAAGAGUCAGCCGUCUUGCGCUGCGCUGCUGAUCAAACACAACUGUAAUGUGGAGCUGUCUGGUUGGGUCAAUGGACUGAGCACCACCCCGCUCACCCUGGCCCUCAUACAGGAGGAUCUGGAGAUCACCAAGAUGCUGCUGCUGGCUGGGGCACGAUUCAACAACCCGGCCGUCUACCACUCCUAUACCAUCACUCAGUACUACAAGACUGUGGAGGACACCCUCAACAUAGAGGUCCGGCCCGUAUACUUACAGCAGCAGUGCCGUGUCUGUAUACGCCAGCUGCUCAGACCUCACUUCCUACAGAAACUUAGGGAGCUCACUCUACCACGACCGUUAAAAUCGUUCAUCGAAAUCUCAGAACUCGAUAAAAUCAAUGAAUCCAUGUAAUGCUAAAAUUAUUGAACUGAAUGAUGACAAUACUUAUACCGGUAGUCAAAGUGUGUCAAGUGUCAGUUACAACUGAAAAAUGAUAAUACUUAUAGUCAAAGUGUGUCAAGAGUCAGUUACACAAAAUCAUUUUACAGAUUGUUCUUGUCGAUGAAAUGUUACUUUUUAAUUCUUUGAGAUAGAGCUUCCUUAUUUUAUAAGUACAUGAAAGUCUUAUUGUUUAUGACCUUUAAAAAAAAUGUCCUUAUAAAGCACUGGUUUGACUGACAUACCAGUCUAUAUGUUUUUGUGGAUUUUAUUGUUGUCCUUGAAUUUGUUUACAAAUUUAAUUGUUCAUUAUAUUUCAGAAGAUGU